Messenger RNA from Cloeon dipterum, 1257 nucleotides. RefSeq names its product protein yellow-like. The record is from RefSeq and is a predicted model, not a curated record. The coding region runs from base 47 to 1099 and encodes 350 amino acids. The transcript is spliced from 5 exons. Lineage: Eukaryota; Metazoa; Arthropoda; Insecta; Ephemeroptera; Baetidae.
CGAAAAGCAACGCGGACCUUCACUUCUGUUGAAAAAGGCAGGAAGCAUGGCUCCGUUCUUGGUCGCCAUUUUCUUGCUCGGCCUUUCAUCUCUGGCCACCGCAGCCAACUUCAAACAAGUCUUUGGCUGGAAUGAAUUGGACUACGAGUGGCCGUCGGAGGCCAGCAGGACACUGGCCCUGAAAAAUGGAACUUUCAAACCUGAGAAUAUAGAUCCGCGUUUCAUGGCUGUCUACGGAUCAAGGCUAUUCCUCAGCCUGAACAAAGAUGACGGAAUUCCGGUGACUUUGGUGUCCAUGCCGACGAGCAGCGCGUCCUCCGCAGCCCCGAAGCUCACUCCAUUCCCUUCGUGGGAGAUGAAUGGACACGGAGACUGCAGCAAGAUCCAGCAGGCAAAAGGGCUUCAAGUGGACUCCGUUGGAAGGCUGUGGAUGCUCCACCAGGGAAGCGACACCUGCAAAUCCAAUUUAUGGAUUUUCAACUUGAAAAACAACCAAACCGAACUCAUUCAUCCGUUAUCUUUUCCCGGCUGGGUGCAAGAUUUGGUGAUCGACGAAACGCCAAACGGAACCUUCGCCUACAUCACGCGCUGGUGGUUUGAAAAAGGCUUUCUCGUCUUCAGUUUGGAGAAAAAUGAAUCUUGGAUUGUGGACAUGCCAGAAGUAGAUGCUUAUUCCAUUGCCCUGUCCCCCAAAAAGCUCUACUUCAGCGCAUUCAGCUCCAGGAAACUGUAUUCAAUUUCCGUUGCCUCAAUCAGGAACGGAACUCGAACUGCAAAUCCGGAACUAAUCGGAAACUGGACUGCAAGAUCGUAUAGAAUGCUGAUUGACAGUCACGGGACCAUGUAUACCGCUUUCACGUGGAAGGAUUACAUGUCCUCUUGGAACUCUUUACAGCCAUUUCACGAACAACGAGUUUAUCAGGUCGCCGGUUUGGACAUUGUUAGGCCAUUUACUUUUUCCUUGGACCAAAAUGGAAAUCUUUGGAUGACGGUCUUUGACAAUAAAAGAAAUCCAAAAUACAGGCUUUUGAAGGCUGCUGUUGGAGCAAAAUCACCAGAAUGCGGCACUUCAUGUCACAAGAAUGAAACUGCAGCCUAAGGUUUCCAGGAGUGUCCCUUUGCUAGGUUAGCUGAAAGGGUGGCGAAAACUGACCAACCCUGAGAGUGCACCCGCGCCUGCUCGACUUCCCUGCAAAGCUCCGAGACCUUUGUAAAAAAUUAAAUUCGAGUAGUAGUUUGGAUAUUAAAUGUUUGAAA